UUGAAGCGCAACUUUUGAAACGGAAACUCAAGUGAUACAACCAAUUCCUUACCUACUACUGUGUGACCUAAAAACAAAAACAAAAAACUUUGCCAAAAAAAAGAAAACAAAAGCUCUACUACCUCCAUCCACAACAACUAAGAGAACAACAAAUACAAACAAAAAAUCUAACAGAAAAGUAACCUAGAACAAUAAUAAUAACAACAACAAGCAACAAGAAAAAACAAAACAACAUUUAAACAAGUACAACAACUAAAAAAGUGCAUUACCAAUUGUAUAAUAUUUGCCAUCAAUACACUAAGACAACAAAAUGUUCAUCAAAACAACAACAUUGAGAAGAUUAAAAACCCAAACGACAGCAGUGAAAAUGAAAAGAAUAAAAUGGAAAUGGCAACACAAGCAAAAACUAAAACAACAAACACUACUACUACAACUACUGCAGCAGCAGCUAAAGUUAAAGCUGCAACAGGAAACGGAAAUCCAUACACUCAAAAUAUUAGCACAGUUAAAGAGAGAAAACUUCAAACAGUUAACUGUUUUAGAGAAAGCUCAGCAAGAAGAGCAAGAGCAACAGCAGCAUAUUGCAGUAAAAUUCAAAACAAUAAAACGGAAAUCAAAAUUUCAAAAUAUAAACAAAAAAAUUACCUAAAAUUUUUAAUAAAAAAUUUAUAUUUAAAAUUAAAUUUAAUUUUAUGCAUUAGUCAAAUAAAUAAAUCUAUAUUAAAACUUCAUAAAACUAAAAUAAAUACUAAUAAUAAUUAUAAUUAUAAUAAGAAACCGGAAACAGAAAAUUGUAUUAUAAAUUUACGACAACAACAACAACAUAAACAGCAGCUGCUAAUAACAAGUUUCAAAACAUUUACAUUUAAAUUUAAUAAUGUAUUAAACUUUUUAACAAAAUUCAACUAUUAUUGUAGCCCACAAACAACAAAACUAGAGAAAUAUGUUAAAAUAUUAUUAAAGUAUAUAUUACAUAAUAAGAUAUUAAAACAUUUUGUAGGAAUUUGCCCUAAAAGACUGAUAUCAUUAAAAAGAUUAAAACAAAUUCCUGAAAAUCAUGCCAAAAUAGAAAAUGAUAAUGAUGAGACAUUAACAAAACCAAGUUCAACAAAUUAUGCUAAACUAGAACGACCAUUAAGAAAAGUUUGUAAAUUACAAGGAUUUAAGAGAAAGAGUAAGUUAGUAAAUAAAGAGAGUAACGGAAAUUUUGCUAAAAGUAUACAUUCUAAAAGAGAAAAUGUGCUGUUGCAGUAUUGCCAACUUAUUGCUAAAGACACAAAAAAUAAUAAAUUGAAUUGCCAACUCAGGCCUUGUAAAGAAACGCACACAAGUUUGGUUCUGCAAGAACUAAAAACUCUACAAAAUCCUUAUCGUAAGGAGAGACCAAUUAGUAAAAAUCAAGAUCGAAAUCUCAAACAAAAGUUGAACGCAUUAGGAAAUGAAAAUAAAGACCAGCAGCAGCAAAUCAUAAAGGAAUUAAGUUCAAUAAAUCCACAAGAAGUUCCACAAGCGUUCCAAAUGAAAAGGAAAAUAGUUCCGGAGAUUUCGGAUAUUGUACAGAUUAAAAAGAAAUCGAAAUUCCUUAGUAGAGACUCACAUUCGCAAAAAGUUGCGGAGUUGCAGAAAGAGGCAACGAAACUUUUAAGCAGAACAUCACAUUCACUCAAAGAUUCAGAAUAUUCUCCUAAACAGCAUGAGGAACGAAAAGAUCAUCAAAGAGUUUCACAAUCUUUCCAAACGAAUAAGUAUAAAACUGUGUUAGGUCCGGAUAUUUUGGGUGUAGAACAGAUGAAAGAGGCAUUGGAACUUUUAAGCAGAACCUCACAUUCGCUCAAAGAUUCAGAAUAUUCUCCUAAACAGCAUGAGGAACUAAAAGAUUCACAAACUUGCCAAACGAAUAAGUAUAAAACUAGAUUAGGGCCGGAUAUUUGUGAUGUUGAACAGAUGAAAGUGGCAACGGAACUCUUGAGAAGAACCCCACCUUUGCCUGAGGAACAAAAAGAUCCUCAAAGAGUUUCACAAACUUUCCAAACGAAAUUAGUUCCAGAGAUUUGGAAUACUGCUUCGUUUAAUGAAACACUGGAACUUCUUAACAGAGUCUGUCAUUCGCAAAAUGUUUCAAAGUGUUCCAAAAAACCACAAACCAUUCAAUAUAGAAUUGGAUUAGUUCAGGAGAGUUGGGAUAUUGAACAGAUUAAUAAGAUAACUGAAGUCCGAAAACGUUCACAGCAAGAAGUACUAAAUGAACUCCCAACGAAAAACAUAAACUUAACGGAUUUGCCAGAUAAUAUGGAAAUUUCUCAACAACUAAAUCCUCAAGAUUCUACUGAAAUAUGUAACAAAUACAGAACGGAACACCGAAUUGGUCAUUCAAAAUUACAUGAAAUCUUUGAAUAUACCCAGGAAAAGAAAACAAAAACCAACAUGACUGUUUCAGAAACCCCAGACAAACAUAUAAAUUCUUUCGAAAACCAGGAUCCACAAACAGUUUUCCAAAUAAAUUCCUUGAAAAAUGGCGAACUAUUAAAAACAACUAAACACAAACUGGCAGAUAAUACCAAUAUUUCUAAACAAAUUCUUUUACACAACAAUAAUUUCCAUAAAAAUUCCAGACGCAAAGAAAGUAAACAACAAAAAUUUCUACAGAAAUGCCAACAUUUCCUAUCUACCAUUUUACUCUAUUAUUGUUGUAGUUGUUAUUGCAUUUGGCAUAUUUACGGAUUUCCGUUAGUGUUAGUAAAAAUUUUCAAAUAUCUUAAAGAUUCAACAGUGCAUGUGUUAACACGACGACGACUUAAAACAGUAACAACAAUAGCAUCAAGUAUAACAACAACAACAACAGCAGCAGCAGCAACAUCAAUAGUGUAUAACGAUAGUAACAUUAUUGCAGCAUGUGUUGGAAAAUUGAAAAAACCGACAAAAAUGGCAGACUAUAAGGCCAACAACCAACAAAAUGUUUUCAAAAGGCAGACAACACAUAAAACAACAGUAGCAACAACAAUAACAACAUUAAGGAAAGCAAAAACAUUUGUUGGUACUUGUGCAUAUACAUCGUCUUCAUGUUCAACAACAUCGUUAACAGGCUCUUCAGCAUAUAGCUCGUCUCCGGAGAAUUUAAUGUUAAUACAACAACAACAACAAUCCCAGCAAAUAUGGACGCCAUAUUGCCAUUAUCAACAGCAUCAUCAGCAGCAACCUCAUCUUCAUCAUCGACAUCAUCAUCAACAACAACAAGAACUAAAGCAACAGCAACUGUUACGUUGUUAUCAGCCGCAGUCAGUGCCGCCACUGUCUCAUCCACAGCCACAUUACAGUAAUUCCACUAACAGUUUUCUUCACUUACCACAGCCCUCGUUGUUGGCAUUUUCACGCACAUUGAUUAUACUGAUACUGUUGUCAUCAUUGUGGCACACAUCGGAAGGUUUUCAUGGCAGUGGUGUAAAAUUGAGCACAAAUACGGUUAAAACGAAGUAUGGUCUGGUGCGUGGCAUUGUUGUACGUUCAUCGCCAUCAUUAGUGGAAGCUUAUCUGGGCAUACCUUAUGCAUCGCCACCUGUCGGAAGUUUAAGAUUUAUGCCACCCAUCACGCCCUCAACGUGGAAAAAUGUACGUAAUGCUGAUCGUUUUUCCCCAGUAUGCCCACAAAAUGUGCCCAUACCACCUAAUGGUCCCGAAGCAUUGUUAGAAGUACCCAGAGCACGUUUGGCACAACUAAGACGUUUACUGCCGCUGUUGAGCAAUCAAUCGGAGGAUUGUUUGUAUUUGAACAUUUAUGUACCCUAUGAACAUCGAAGACAUAGACGUUUCACCACCAACAGUGGAGAAUUGAAUGACACACCAAAAUUACCCAUUAUACUUUUCAUACAUGGCGAAUCGUAUGAAUGGAAUUCCGGUAAUCCAUAUGAUGGUUCUGAAUUGGCUGCACAUGGAAAUGUUAUCGUAGUCACCAUCAAUUUUCGUUUGGGCAUAUUCGGUUUUCUAAAAACCGGUGGCAAAGAAAGUGCACAGGGUAAUUUUGGUCUUAUGGAUUUGGUGGCGGGUCUACAUUGGCUUAGAGAAAAUUUACCUGCUUUUGGAGGAGAUUCUCAGGCUAUAACCUUACUGGGACAUGGAACGGGAGCAGCACUAGCUAAUAUAUUAGUAGUGUCCCCAGUAUCCAGUGAUCUAAUACAACAUACUGUUAUGGUAAGCGGUUCGGCAUUAUCACCCUGGGCCAUACAAAAGAAUCCUUUGUUCGUUAAGCGUCGUGUGGCCGAACAGACUGGCUGUCAUGGCGAUAUGUUAUAUUACGAUUUGGCUCCAUGUUUGCGCACUAAAACGGUGGCCGAACUAUUAGCCGUUAAAAUCGAUCAUCCACGAUUUUUGGUCGGCUUUGCGCCAUUCAUCGAUGGCACUGUCAUAUCACCCAAUACAGAUUCUAUCGGUAAAUUAUCACUGCCUUUGGGUUCAGCUAUAGUUAGUACAUCAGGAAUUGAAUAUGCAAAUUUUCCUAAACGUAAUCUUAUAUUUUGUCUUACAUCGGUGGAAUCACAUUUAGACUUGAGCGCCCAAGACUUGGAAUUUGGUUUCAAUGAAACUAGACGUGAUCGUAUCUUAAGAACAUAUGUACGUAAUAAUUUUCACUAUCAUCUAAAUGAAAUAUUUGCAGUACUGAAGAAUGAAUAUACCGAUUGGGAUAAGGCCAUACGUAGUCCCUUAAGUUCUCGCGAUGCCACAUUGCAAUUUUUAAGUGAUGGUCAUACGGCUUCCUCCCUAAUCAAAUUGGGUUAUAUGCAUAGUUUAAGAGGAGGCCGGGGUUACUUUUUACAUUUCAAACAUCGCACCGUAGAAGAAGAAUAUCCUCAGCGAACUGGUUCAGUGCGUGGUGAGGAUGUACCAUUUUGGUUGGGUUUACCCAUCUCACCUCUAUUUCCGCAUAAUUAUACAACUCAGGAGAAACAAAUCAGUCGUUUAAUGUUAAGAUAUCUGGCUAAUUUUGCUAAAACGGGUAAUCCAAAUCAAUCAUCUCUAUCAACAUCUGGCCAACCUUCUUCGUCUUCCUUGAUUGGUUCACCACCCUCGGCCUCAUCUGCAUCUUCUUCAGCGUCCUCAUCUAGUAGUCAAACUGCCGAUGAUUCUCAUGAAAAAGUUAAAAGGUCAUCAUUUAAUAUUGUAAAUGCCACUUCAUCGUCGUCAUCAUCAUCAGCAUCACAAUCCAGUGGUCCAAUUAAAAGUAAUGCCAUUGUAGUUGACGUUGAAACUGCCGCCGCUAGGGAGGCUCUCAACUUGGCUGUGCUCUAUAAUCAACGUCGUACCAAACGCACUUAUUAUAAACGUCACUCUCGUAGUAAUGAUGAUCAUAGUGGUAGUGCUUCCAGUGAAGUGAACUAUUUUUUAAGUCUCAACAACAACAACAAUAACAAUAAUAAUAAAUUAGAUGGCGAUGAACUGCCAUUCUGGGAUGCCUAUGACGUUGUAAACCAAUUGUAUAUGGAAUUGGGUAAUAAAGCCGAAAUCCAAAGUCAUUACAGAGGUCACAAAUUAUCCAUGUGGUUGAAUCUCAUACCACAACUCCAUAGACAUGCCAACAUGAAUGAUCAGUCCAUGAGACAUCAUCAGUUCCAGGAUGAUUUAAAUAAUUUGAAUUUAUAUGAAGGAAUUGUUAGAGCUCAAAUACAGACCAAGCCGGAUGAUGACGAUGAAACUAUAUUGCUGCCAAAGGGAAGACCAACUCCACCGCCAGUUGUACAAGAAACUAAUACUACACAAAAGCCCAAUGGAGGCACUACAGAAUGUGGAGUGGAUGGUGCCAUGUUUGUGGCGGAAAUGACUACAGUACCACCAUCCGACAAUCGUUCUUUGGUUUUGGAUAGUCGUGAAAAAGAAAUGGCGACCGCUUCCACCGGUCUCAUAGGUAAUCUAGAAGUCUUAAGACGUUUAAGUGGUAAACAAUUUCAAAGUUAUACUACUGCUCUAGUAGCCACCGUGGCUGUGGGUUGUUUCCUGCUCAUACUCAACAUCUUGAUAUUUGCUGGCAUCUAUCAUCAGCGUGAAAAACGUGCCCGUGAUGCUAAAACUAAAGAGGAAUUACAGGAUAAUGAUACGAGUAAAAAUUCGAGUAUGUUGAAAUUGAAUGCCCUGGGCAGUGAAACGGGUUCGUUUAAUGGUAGUGGUGCAGGUGUUAGUGGAAAAACAACGGUAGUGUUUGGCGAAUAUAGCUGUUAUGAUGAAAAGUCUUUGCAGACUAAAGAUGAAAAACUCAUGGUAGAAUUACCACCGCCUCAAAUGAUAGAUCCCAAUUGGCCCGCUUGUUCCACCAGCACCUUGGAUUUAUUGAAAACUAAACAUCAUACACCUCUCGACACCACCUACACUCUUAGUAAUGUAGUGCCCAUUAAUACGGAAUCACAAACAGACCACAUAAUGGCAGUCAAUGCUAUGGAAAUGUCCACCUAUAAUCCUUUGCCUAUGACUUCCGGUUUGAUAAUAGAUCCCACUUUAGCUGCUACUGCAACAUCGUCAUCAGGUUUACUAAGUAAACGUGGUUCAUUUGUGGGUUCAGCGGGUCAAUUGAAUCAAUAUGAUUUCGCUUCGGUACAGUCUUCAGAUCAAAUGUCCUUUAAGGAUAUAGAAAAUGCGGUUAAAGCUUCGGCUACAAUGGAUGAUGAUAUAACACAUGAUGAUGAUAUACCAGAGCCACCACCACCACCAAGAUCAUUUCAUAAUAUGCAACAACAACAACAGCAGCAACAACAACAACAGCAGCAACAACAACAACAACAGGGAGGAGCAGCGGCUAGUGGGAGUGGUGGGGGUAUAUUAAGACAAGCCGGUACCACAUCGUCCACUCAGACGGGAGGAGGUAAAAAACGUGUACAUAUACAAGAAAUAUCUGUCUAAAUUUAGUGAAAUGAAAACUAAGUUAAUAAUUUGUUUAUUUUUUUUUUAAUUGCAUAUUUAUUGGAAGAGUAAGAGUAAAGAGCAGUAUUCCAUGAAAAAUUAUUAAAAAAAUAUUCCUUGAAAUAGAAAUUUUCUAUAAUAAAAUACAACUUUCUCUAAAAUUUUCU
Messenger RNA from Lucilia sericata (common green bottle fly), 7046 nucleotides. RefSeq lists its product as uncharacterized. Gene Ontology annotation, molecular function: neurexin family protein binding; signaling receptor activity. The record is from RefSeq and is a predicted model, not a curated record. Gene Ontology annotation, biological process: postsynaptic membrane assembly; chemical synaptic transmission; modulation of chemical synaptic transmission. The coding region runs from base 382 to 6879 and encodes 2165 amino acids. Lineage: Eukaryota; Metazoa; Arthropoda; Insecta; Diptera; Calliphoridae. The transcript is spliced from 13 exons. Gene Ontology annotation, cellular component: synapse; postsynaptic membrane; cell surface.